Molecule: messenger RNA, 2076 nt
Organism: Orbicella faveolata
Lineage: Eukaryota; Metazoa; Cnidaria; Anthozoa; Scleractinia; Merulinidae
Product: microfibril-associated glycoprotein 4-like
Source: RefSeq, a predicted model, not a curated record
AUAAUGUUCCGGAAAUGCUGUUAUGAGACGCCCUCUUAAAUACCCCCGGCCCCAUAACCACUCCCCUCCCCAUGAUCAAGAGAUAAAUUCUCCAUCAUUAUUAGUUAUUCUUUGGCGAUCUCCCAGAUCAGUUACGUUUGCAACUGCGACAACAGGCCGGCCAUUUUCCGCGUCAGUUCUGAAAACGAAUUUGGCUCGAAAAACAAAAUAGUGAGUUAGAUGUGGAGUGAAACUAGAGAGAGCUUCGGAAUCGUGAGACGCGCGACUUCCGCGGUUUCCCAUGCCCUGUUGUUAUCUCGCGUGAUUCCCGUUGACAGUUCCUUUCGUGACCAGCUGACAAGAACUUUGUGUCGUCUCGUGAAUUGGUGUUACGUUUCAUUAAAGUCAUCAUAUUCAUUCUGCCAUCAUCACGCGAGGUAGGUCAGUUCUGUAUUGCGACCAGUACCAAUGUGAUAAGGGUGUUAAACGAUGGUAGGCUUUUCUGUACCGUUUAUCCUGUUUGGCCUUUUCAUCGCCUUUGUCGACGUUCAAGGAGCAGAUCAUUAUGAAGGAAGAACACGACUUUCUCGCAGAUCAACUGACACGGAGUUGAAGAACAAACUCGAUUCUAUCGUUUCGAUGCUUGGCAAGCUGAAUGAUAAAAUUGAUUCACAGGAGCAGCGGAUUGCCGCCUUGAGUAGGCAAGUGGGAAACAUUAACUGCAAUGGACAACAGAGUAAAGUUCCUCGUGACUGUGCUGACGUCUACAAGUCCGGUCGUCAUGGAAACGGUAUUUACACCAUUGAUCCCGAUGGCGAAGGUUCCAUGGAAGUGUUUUGUGACCAGACCACAGACGGUGGUGGCUGGACAGUGUUCCAGCGGAGACUGGACGGCUCGGUUGACUUUUACCGUGAAUGGAAAGAAUACAAAGAAGGGUUUGGUACGGCUGGAGGUGAAUAUUGGUUGGGACUGGACAAUAUAAACCGGCUGACCAAUCAGGGACGAAUGAUGUUACGUGUGGACUUAAAUGGAAAGAUGCUACAGUCCGCGCAUGCUCUCUACAGGGACUUUACAGUCUCUAAUGAAAAGCUGAAUUACACCCUUGGUAUAGGUUCCUACACAGGGACAGCGGGCGACUCUCUGAGCUGGCAUAAUGACAUGCAAUUUACUACACGUGACAGAGACCACGACAACUCUGCUGACGGAAACUGCGCAGAAUUCUACAAAGGGGCGUGGUGGUAUAACGCAUGCCUGUCGUCAAAUCUCAAUGGCGUCUAUUACCGCAAUCAGCAGACAUCAUACGCCGACGGGGUGAACUGGAAGACUUGGGGCGGACUUUACUACUCUGCAUCUCGAGCUGAAAUGAAGUUGCGACCAAUGGGAUUCAACGGAAGGUUGUGAUCGAGAAAGUUAUAAUUAACGACGAGACUAUCUCAUUUUCUUUUUGCUUGUCGGUAAAGGUGGUUUGCAAUGAGGUAAACCUUUUUCUAACGCUAUGCGCUGAUUUACAUGUAAGUAAUGAUGUGGGAUGAUUAAAGAGGAAACAUCCUUUGCAAAAUUGUCAGAAAUGUAGCAGUUCUCGUAAGCUACUAUUGUCUUGUUAUUGUAUCAGCUGUUACUGUUUUAGGGCUAGGGGGCAUUGUUUCUGUUGUUUGUUCUAUUGUCCUCUCAAAGGGUAUCAAGCCAUUCAUGUGAAACCUUACGAGAGCUGCUACCUGACCCAAAAUUUUAUGACAUCAUGUGCAAUCCAUCGGGUCGGUCAUUAAAAUUAUUGUGCAUCUGUGAACUUGAUAUGUUUACUAAUAAACGACCUCAUUAUAUAUGAACAAAAGCUUCUCAAAACCCCUCAGUGAUAAACCAGCCUUCAGUGAGCAUAACAGGUGUAAUUCUCUUCAUUUGCGCAAUUCAAGUCAUACAGUCUUCUUACGAUAGAACCCACUUUUAUUUGCUAUUCACUUACAUAACUCACUAAAGGAAAAAGCUGCAAUACCUAACUAUACAAUAUUUUAGCGGUACUUGAUUUUCAUGUUCUACUGGCUUAUGCCAACAACUGAGUUGCUUGGCUUUGUUUUCAUGAUAUAUAGCCCUCGAGAGCAA